Molecule: messenger RNA, 1974 nt
Organism: Mya arenaria
Lineage: Eukaryota; Metazoa; Mollusca; Bivalvia; Myida; Myidae
Product: activating signal cointegrator 1 complex subunit 1-like
Exons: 9
Coding region: 33-1115 (360 amino acids)
Biological process (GO): regulation of DNA-templated transcription; DNA alkylation repair
Cellular component (GO): nucleus
Molecular function (GO): RNA binding
Source: RefSeq, a predicted model, not a curated record
UGUUGACGGAAGUAAGCAAUUGCAUCACGUCGAUGCAAAUUGACAAAAUGGAAAUCCUUAAUCCACCGAUAGUUCGUAUUGGCAACCGUAGAUACCGUAAAAACCCAUUGUUACAGAGGGACACAAACACUGCUGAGGAAGAUGAAACAGACUUUAUUCCUGACCAGUCUGCCUACUCAGAUGAGACUUGUGCCCUUGACCAAGCUUGUCUUGAAGAGACAUCAGACGGCUACAAGACUGUGGUCCAAGCACCCAGUGGUCUGUUCAAGUUUAUAAUUGGGCGCAAGGGGGAAACAAAACAGCGAUUGGAGGUUGAGACGAGAACAAAAAUAAGAAUACCUAGGCAAGGACAGGAGGGCGAUAUUGUAAUCCAGGGCCAUGACAAGCAAGGAGUGACGUCAGCGAAGACGCGUAUCGAGGUUCUGCUGGAUUCAGGGCGCCAGAAAACCCCGUUCACCCACUUUCUUUCUGUGCCAUUCAACACACAGACACUGCAGGACAGUCUCGUAGAUUUUAAGAAUGAUGUUCUUCGUGAAUGUGAUGGGGACCCAGGGGUUGAUGCUAGCAUAUUCCAGACUCCAACAAAACUGCACCUGACCAUUGGCUGCCUGGUAUUGCUUAAUAACGAGGAAGUGACCAAGGCGGGACAACUACUGCAGGAAUGCCAACAUGAACUGAUAAUGCCAAUAUUGAAGGGCAAACCAUUAAACCUGAAGUUAUCUGGACUGGAGUAUAUGAAUGAUGAUCCCUCAGAGGUCGACGUAAUGUAUGCUAAAAUAGACGACCCUUCUGACAGACUACAGAGUAUAGCCGACCGACUGGUUGAUCGGUUUGAGACGUCAGGCCUGUUGCAGCGUGACCACGACAGGGUGAAACUCCAUGUGACAGUCAUGAACACCAUCUUCAGGAAAGACCCCACGGGAACCACAGAGCCUUAUAAACAACAAGACAGGGGCAGAAAGGAGAGGGAAUCGUUUAAUGCCACACGUACACUGCAGAAGUUUAGCGGGUAUGACUUUGGUGGCUAUGAAGUGAAGAAUAUCCACAUCUCACAGAGACACAGUGUUGGCAAGGAUGGCUACUACACAUGUGCGGGAUCCAUAGAACUUCAAUGAUUGUCAUAUUAUAAACUGUGCAGAUAUUAAAAUUGGACUGGUUCUUAUCUUGUGCUUUCUGCAUAUUUUAAAAUGUUGUAAGAAUAUCAAACCAUUUUUUUUGGACUUGGAUCUUGAUAAAAAACGUUACGAACAGAAUUAAUAAUUUUGCAUGUGGAAACAAACUUACCUAAUUACUGCUCGUAUCAGAAAAUGCAAAAUUACAUGGUCAUGUACUGACAAAACUGAUGUAUUGUUGCACUGAAAUUUAAUACAUGAGACAACCACAUAUAGCUAUUGUCAUUUAACUAGAAUAUUGAUGAAAAACUAAAGCAAUGGUUGGUAAUGAGUGCCUUUAAACAUUGUCUUUGUUAAUUGUUUUGCUACUGGGCUGGUCCCUCUAGUUUCCAUUUUAUUACUAGAGUUUCAACAAGGUCAUUAAAAGGUCAGGGUGCUGCAAAAAUGGACAGGGUGAAAAGGGCAUAUUGUUUGGGGCUGUGAAGAAUUUAAAUAUUAUAAAUUUGACAAGAAUAAAUAGAAAUGUGUUUUCUUGUGGUAGAGUUAGCUUUUUACUGCUAGAUAUUUUAAGUGUGUAUGUAUUUAUAAUCAUAUAACAUACAUAGUAACUGUCUGACUAGAGAUUAAGCAUUCAAUACUAAGAAGGUAGAAUGGUGCCUAUGCUGGUUUAAAAGAGGGCAAAAUCAUGCUACCAAAAAGGGUAGGGUGUAGCACCCUCCUACAACUCUCCUAAAACUAGGUAAAUAUGCUUAACUUUUGAAAAAGAAAUCUAAAAUAUUUACACAAUUAACAAUAACAUGUUCCAAUCAUAUUGUUAUUAUUGAGUGUUAUGUUAUGUGCUGUUAUAAUGAAUAAAUAUGCU